Molecule: messenger RNA, 409 nt
Organism: Bicyclus anynana (squinting bush brown)
Lineage: Eukaryota; Metazoa; Arthropoda; Insecta; Lepidoptera; Nymphalidae
Product: cAMP-dependent protein kinase catalytic subunit-like
Exons: 3
Coding region: 38-409 (123 amino acids)
Source: RefSeq, a predicted model, not a curated record
GUGAUAUUAGAAUAAGGUGGUGUUGAAACCACAAAAAAUGAUUUACUUUGUGUUUUUAUUAUUUUUGAUUUUUGACCCGCUGACAACAACGGCAUGCCCGCAGUACUACUACACCGUGCCUUGCCAACAACUAUACCAGCCAGCGGCAUACCAACGACCGUCAUUGACAACAGUACAACAAAUACAGCAGCCACCUCAACAACAACUGCAACAACAACAAGUCCAACAACAACCAGCUCAACAACAAUCAGCCCAACAACAACCAGCACAACAACAACCAGCACAACAACAACAAACCCAACAACAAAGCAUCCAGCCAAGGCGAGGCAACACUGAUGGCCUCCUAAAAUCAUUAUUGAAGUUACCAGCCGAUAUGGCGGGCAAUUUGUUGAAUGUGGAAAAAUUAUAG